CGUGUGGGCGGGCUUAACAGCGGUUUGCUCUCAUUGGCUGGUGAGAUUUAGAUUGACGGCUCCUUGAACCGGAAGGAGAGACUUCAGCGGCGCGAAUUUUGGGUUCUGUGUAACAGUGUAACAUCAACAAUAUUUAUAAAACCGAGAUGAGUAAUCAGGAGCGGCACGGAGCGUCAUCAACAUCCUCAACCGCAGGGCAUUCGAGGCAGCCUGAGGGCCAAAGAGAAAUGUCACUUCUCCAGGAACAAGUGCAAGAGGAUAUCUUACAGCGUAUGCUAACCAAGUUUAACUUGAUUUGUCGGAAUGAAGCUAUAGAUUUGGAUUACCUCCUGGAUGUUGCUCAGCAAGAACUUGCUUUGGCUAUUAAUGCAUCAAAUCAUGUUAACAUCCCAGAUAAUUUAAUUAUGGGUCUACAGGAGUUAAUCAACGUAGUUAAUAUAUCUCUGAAUUUGGAAGAGACUUCAGGAAACGCAUCAGAAAUUGUAACUUACACCUGGGGAAACCUGGGACGCCCACGUUUGGAAAUCAGCAGGGAUGACCUUAAAGAACUUCUCACUACUGCUCUUCCUGUAAAAACUCUUGCACAGCUCUGUGGUGUUUCCAGAAGAACAAUGAACAGAAGACUGAAGGAGCAGUCCCUCUCUGUCAGAGGCUGCUAUUCCAGCAUAUCAGAUAAUGAACUUGAUCGUGUGGUGAGAUCAAUAAAAAUAAGAAUGCCCCAUGCCGGUUACAGGCUAGUGAAAGGGGAACUUUUGGCUAGAGGACACCGCAUACAAUGGCACAGGGUGAAGGCCAGUAUGCAACGGGUGGAUGGAGCUGGAAUUUUGGCCAGAAUGUUCCAGCUUGGUUUUGUAGCUCGUAGAAGUUAUUCCGUUCCUGCUCCAUUGUCCUUAGUUCAUGUGGAUACCAACCAUAAACUAAUCACGUGAGUAUUUGCACUCUAAAUUUCACUUGCAUG
This is a messenger RNA of Carassius auratus (goldfish), 958 nucleotides long. RefSeq lists its product as uncharacterized. NCBI's taxonomy places the organism in Eukaryota, Metazoa, Chordata, Actinopteri, Cypriniformes, Cyprinidae. The record is from RefSeq and is a predicted model, not a curated record. The transcript has 3 exons. The coding region runs from base 147 to 929 and encodes 260 amino acids.